GACACACAACACUUUGAGAUGUAAUCCGAGGUGUAAAAGAGGAUGUGUGUCUUUUUUUGUUUUCACUGUGCAUUCAAUUGCCAAUUCAUUAGGUAGAGCAUUUAAGUACAUACUGGAGACAUCAGAGUCAGGGAUACCACCAGCAUUAACAAAGAACCAUGCAGUGGACAGAGAAUCUCAGCAAGUUAGUCCUGGCAGUGGAUUCAGUUACACUUAUUGCAGGUCUUCCAACUAAUCUGUUGGCUCUCUACAUCUUUAUCCAUAAGAUGAAGCAUCAAGCUACACCCCUCAAUGUAUUCUUGCUCAGCCUCACCAUCUCUGACCUGAUCUUCCUGUUCUUCCUUCCGUUGCGCAUGAAAGAGGCGGCCGAAAUGAAAUGGACCAUGAGCUACUUUCUCUGUUCGCUUUCAGUAUUUAUCUUUUACGCAACCAUUUACAACAGCACCUUGCUUUUGAUGGCUAUCAGUGUGGAUCGCUAUCUGGGAGUGGCCUUUCCAAUCAAGUACAAACUCAAGCGACAUCCUCGAUAUGCCAUGAUUGCAUGCGUUAUAUUCUGGUUGGUUUCCAUGCCACAAUGCAGCUUGGCCAUUAUUAUUCAGUACUAUAACUUCAAUAACACCGUCCCUGAUUCAUCCCAAAAAGAGGUCUGCUAUUAUGAGUUUACAGAAGAACAGCUGAAGCAUGUUUUGCCUGUACGUUUCGAAUUGUUUGUUCUGCUGUUCUGCAUCCCUUUUAUCGUCUGCAGCUUCUGCUACAUCAGAUUCAUCCUCAUCCUCUCUCGGCUACCUAACAUCAACCCUCAGAAACGCUACAGGGCCAUUGGGCUUGCCCUAACCACCCUCCUGGUCUUCAUCAUCUGCUUCAUGCCCUACAACGUGUCUCAUCUUGUGGGAUUUAUUGGAUGGUACAGUCCUGACUGGAGACCAUAUGCGCUCCUCACCAGCACCUUUAAUGCCUGCUUGGACCCUCUCAUUUUUUAUUUCUCCUCUUCAGUUCUCCGGGCGACUUGCGAACAAUUGAUAAGGAGACUAGUCAAUAGCAUAAAACCUUUCUGCUGCUGGAAAUUGCUUAACUCUGCUCACACGACACAGAGAUCCAAUGGCACUUCUGGCACACAAUGACAUGUUGGAAUGUAACAUUGCAUAUAAGUUAACUUUGUUGGUUCAUAGUGUUUGCCAGGAUGUUAUAGAACAAUCUUACAGCUGUUUGUGGGCUAAACGUGUAGCCCUUAUUCUUUUCUAAAUCUUUUGGCUAUCUAAGAAUAAACAUACCUCUUGCUUAUGUCAAUGUAAUGUCCACUGAUACAGAUCAAUUCAAUGCUCUUUACUGCAAUCAAAACAAAUCUGUGCUGAAAACUACCCUACUGUCACAUCAGUGGUGUUUUUAUAUCAUAACUGUAUUAGCUAUCCAAAUCCAUGUUUUGGGGGCACAAGGCUUAGUGGUUGGCACAUUUGCCUCACACCUCCAGGGUUGGGGGUUCGAUUCCCACCUCCGCCUUGUGUGUGUGGAGUUUGCAUGUUUUCCCCGUGCCUCGGGGGUUUCCUGCGUGUAC
Molecule: messenger RNA, 1552 nt
Organism: Tachysurus fulvidraco (yellow catfish)
Lineage: Eukaryota; Metazoa; Chordata; Actinopteri; Siluriformes; Bagridae
Product: free fatty acid receptor 2-like
Exons: 2
Coding region: 159-1121 (320 amino acids)
Biological process (GO): G protein-coupled receptor signaling pathway; cellular response to fatty acid
Cellular component (GO): plasma membrane
Molecular function (GO): G protein-coupled receptor activity
Source: RefSeq, a predicted model, not a curated record